CUAAAUUUUAAAUUAGGUGGAAGUUAAAGUUUAUUGUGACCUGUAUCCUAACAUCUCAAUAAACAACAAGUGUUCAAAAAUUUACGAAGACGAUUUAGACAAUUCACAUGUUAUUGCGUACGUGCGUAUUUCGAGGAAACGCCGAAACUUGCCUUUUUGCUAAGUUCCCCUUUUUUAAUUUCAAGCAAUUCUACUGGAAAACGACAGAAGAAAAAACUGAGGAAACCAAAAAGAAAAAAGAAAGGGACAUUUAUCCCGCAAUAUCCCACUUAUAUAAUUUCAAGUUUAAAAAUUCUAAGAAAACCUUUGCUUAUUUGUGUUUGGAUAGAGAACUUAAGAAGUGCAAUAAGAUAGAGCUUGCUAAUAAGCGUAAGCCGUGGAAAUGGUUUCAAGGCCUUUCUGCUCACAAAAGAGAUCGUCUUCUUUUUGAACAUCUACAUGGUUAUCGCAAAGGUUACAAUCAUCGAAAUGCGCCGUUAUUACCGUUGCAUUCUUAUAAUCAUAAUCCCAAGCUGGUCAAGCAUACGAAGCGUUUGUUAAAAGGAAAGUCGAGUUCGCAAGCACGCCACCUAAAAUGGUACUUUUUAAAUCGGGCAACAUUAGAAAAAGAGCAGCGAAUGAAAGAGACAAAUUUGCAAGCAUUGGAAAAAGAAAUACUCGAUCGAAAAAUAUUGACGAUUCGAUUGUUUGGACUGCACCAGGUUCCUCUCCUCCCCUCUCAAGGAAAGAAAACAAGCGUUUUGCGUAUUGAAAGUCGAUCGUUGAGUACAGCGACUGAAACGCCUUUUAUAAAAGUGAAACCUUCUGAGGUUCAACCAGCUUUGUUGUUUCCUGAAUUAAAAAAAAUCCAAGAAAAUAUGCUUAAAAAAAUAAAUAAAUCCCUUCUUACUACUUCUCAAAUGCGAAAAAUGAAGGAUCUUUAUAGCAAAGAUCCAAUAAAUUUCAGCGUACCAAAAUUAUCACGACUUUUUUCAGUAGAUGGCCGCACCGUUCGAAGGGUAAUUCAGUCACAUUUUGAACGGGAUCCACAGCAAAGCGCUAAUUAUGAUUCAAAAAUACUGGAGAUGCGGAAACAACGGAUGCAGGAAAAAAAACGAAGUCGGGAAGUUCUUUUUAAGGGGAAAAUUAUUCUUAAGCAACCAAUAUUACAACGCAACUUGCCUACAGUCAUCUUGGAUUUUUAA
Messenger RNA from Zophobas morio, 1184 nucleotides. RefSeq lists its product as uncharacterized. The transcript has 10 exons. NCBI's taxonomy places the organism in Eukaryota, Metazoa, Arthropoda, Insecta, Coleoptera, Tenebrionidae. Bases 108 to 1184 code for a protein of 358 amino acids. The record is from RefSeq and is a predicted model, not a curated record.